Messenger RNA from Cuscuta campestris, 3661 nucleotides. Lineage: Eukaryota; Viridiplantae; Streptophyta; Magnoliopsida; Solanales; Convolvulaceae. The record is from the annotation of a GenBank genome assembly.
CUCCUUCGUCUUCUUCGAUUUUUUGCACCCAUCCGGCCACGGUAAAAUAACAAAUUAAAGACGAUGGCCGAAGUCAAUAUUGGUGAUGGCAAAGAUGUAAUCAUCACAUGUCACUAGAAUUUUUUAUUCUAAAAUUUUGAAGGAUUGAUAUGGAAAUUGGAUAUCUUGAUCGGAAAUGUCAGAGACAACUGAAAAUGAAUCUCUCUCUGAAAAGGUGAAAUCCCUCAACAAGGAGCUAGGGAUACUUAAGUCCAAAGAAGCAGUGGACAAGCUUCUUGAAACGACCAAACAUAAGGGUCGUGAAGGACUUGGGUUUGACCCCUCCAGUUCCAAAAGAAAAGGGAGAACAACUUUCAUCCCUCCUAAACCUACUGCCAAACCAAAUAAGCAGAAAGGAAAGGAAAAGGAGAAACCAACAGAAGUUCCCAAAAAGGAAGCCGCUAAGUACCCAGGUGUCUGGUACUUAGACAGUGGUUGUUCAAGACACAUGACGGGUGAUGCGAGCCUUUUGAGCAAUCUAAUUCCCUAUGAUGGUCCAAGAGUUACCUUUGGAGGAAGCAAUGAUUUCGACCUUACUAAAGGGCUAGGAAAUCUGGUGUACAAGGGACUAACCAUCCAAGCUGUAUCUUAUGUUGAAGGUCUCAAUUAUAACCUUCUUAGCAUAAGUCCGUUUUGUGAUAAAGGUUACUCUUUGGAAUUUUGCAAGGACAUGGCAUCCCUCAAGAACAUCUCCACAAAUAAAGUUAUUCUCACUGGGAAGAGAAUCAGGAACAUCUAUGAAGUGAUGUGGGACGAUGUCAAGGAAGCAUGCCUAAUCAGCAAAGACAAGGAUGAAGAAGUCAAUGAAGGAGAUAGAAUGAAACCUACGGAGUUCAUUCCAUUCAGAAGUCUACCACUGAAGACUUCACAGAGAAAUCCGGAUUCAGACAGUGCUGAGCCUUUCGGAAACUAUCUGGAGAUGAUAGCCGCUCAAGAACUCUCCGAAUUUCUUCAAAUGGAGAUUCGCCUCAAAUUUGAAGAAGAAGUUCUUGAAUUCUACAGAAAUGGAGAGGUCAAGACUGCUCAUUCAAAGAAGGACCCACAGAAUACGUUUCCAGUCAUCAAGUCCACUGUUGGAGCGAAGAAAGCAGAUCUGAACAACGACUACAAGUUAGUUUUAGAACUGGUCAUCGCUUGCCUCGAGUGUGGAAGCGGAGGUCAUGCCGAUGACAUCACGCAGGAGAGAGCCUUCAUCAUCAACGCUCUAAUUACCCAAUCUAAGGUAAAUUGGGUUGCACACUUCUUUAAAUCCAUCUCAAAACAUCUGGGAAAGCACAAUCAGAAGUACCUUUGUCAAGGUCUCUACAUUGGACAUGUUUUGGAGUCUAUGGGUGCUGCUUCUAAAGGAAAGAAGUAUGAAGAAAGAUAUUGGUUAAACUAUUUGUCUUCAAAAGGGGAAAACAGAACUGGUGCUAGUGUCACUGCAGAGGAAAGCUCAUCAGAUAAUGUCCCACUCAUCCAUAUGGCGAAGACUGCCAAAAGGAAGCAAGUGGUGUCUCCCUCCAUUAGUGUUGAAGCACCACAGAACCUUGCUCUGGUCAAUGUGGAAGAAGCAGAAGAAGUCUCUGUGCAAGGAGAACUUCAAAGGAAGAAGAAGAGGAAACUCUGCUCUCCCUCAACAUCUGGAUAUGUCAACUCGGAUAAGUUGAAGGAGAAGGAACCUGCUGAGGAAACCUCUGCCCACAACUGGAGUCCUCAACAACUUGAAGAAGAAAUCCCUCAAGUCCAAAGCCUUCCAACCUCCUUACCUCAACCUCAAAUGGAUGAUGCUGAUAACCAAUUCUGGCAGCUCUACUAUGAUUGGAGAGCAUGGAAAGUUGGAAAUUCAGCAGAGCAACUGAUGGAUUGGGACCAACAGCUGAAGAAUGAGAAGAUCAUCAAGAAAUGCUUAGGAAUACCAGUCAACCAUAGCUGUGAAGAAAUCUUGGAUGACUACUGGGUAUGGCAAAGGAACCAUGAAGACCUGCAUCUGGAAUACCUAGCCAACUCACCAAUUUCAGAAUUUGAAGUAGAUGAUGAAGAUCCUUCAGUCUACAAACCAGUCUUCUCUAAAGCCAUAGAAGAACAUGUGGUUCUCACUUCUGAAGCACAAGCUGUUUUGGAAGCAACAGCUGAGGACUUCCAUACAUUUUCGGAAACCUCACCUGCCUUUGAAACGGAAACCUCACCUGCUCUUCAGGAAAUCUCACAUGCUUCUAAAAUGGUUCUGACUGAAGCUGUCCAAGAGAAGGCAGCCUCUCCCCCACAAGAACAAAACCUGAAAACAGCAGAAAAAGAAGAAUCUCAGCAACUAAUCCAAUCUCAAGCUUUAGAGAUUCUCACAACUUCUUGUGAGAUCUCCAAUCACACUGGAAUUGAGAUCCCGGAGAAGUCAGCAGAAAUUCUGGAACAGUCAACUUUUCCAGAUACAAAUGAAGAGGAGCAAGCUGUAGAAGUCCAAAGGAAUUCUAGAGAAGCUGAGAAGGAAACUCAAAUGGCAGAACUGGAGUUCUCUAAAACUCCAAUAGCCAUUCUUGAAGAACAAAAUGAAGCUGAAGAUAGUGAUUCCCUCUCUAGAUAUAUAUCGAAUUUUGUGCUUGAUGAAGCAGAAGGAGAAUCUGAGAGAACAUUAAAGAUCACUGAUGAAGAAGAUGUACAAGAAGAUGCUGAAUCUCUUCCUAUGCAACUGUUUCAAAGAACACCCUCUUCUCACCAGGUAACCAACUUUCAUUUCCAUAGCUCUUCCACCCCUACACUUCCGGAUGAAAUACCGGAACUCUGGACGAAGAAGGUCCAAGGGUUGAUUGAAUCAGCCCUAGCAUCUCAACAUGCCUCCUUUAGGCAAGAGAUAGAGCAAAUGGAAGCCAGGUACACCAAGCUGAUAGAGAAAUCUGAAGAGAAACACAACGCAGAUCUCAAAGAUAUAAGCAAGUCAGUGCACAAGACUCUAGAGAUCAUCUCUCUAUUGAGCAAAACUGUGAGCAACACGAUGGAGAUAUAUGCAUCUGACAGUCAUCUUCAACUCAAGGAGAUUAACAAAGUCAAAGAGCAAAUAGCUAAUAUCACCGUCAGCCUACAAAAGCAAAUGUCUCUUCUCCAAAUGGACAUCAGAUCAGCUCUAGCAGUAUCUUCAGCAAAUCAAGUAGUGACCAAAGACUACUUGAAGGUGAUCAUUGACAAUCAGAAGGAAGCACAUAAACUGUUCAGACUUCUUGGCGCAAAGUCUGGAAAUCGCAAGAUGGAAGUGAUUCUUCAACAACAUAGUCCAUCCUUGAUACCAGAACUCCCCAUUGCAGUCAAAGAAGGAGAAGUCUCUUAUAUCCCUUCUCAUCUGAACAUGACUAAUCUAAUCCUUGAAGCACAGCAAAGAAAUCCGGAGAACUCAGCGCAGCACCUAUCCAGCUCAGGAUUGGAUGGAACAGAGGCUAUAGGAACUGUUGCUGCUCACUUCUCAAAUGAUAACCAAACAGAGGAGAGACGCAACAAUAUAAGGCGCAUCAAAGAACUUUGUGGCAACAUGCAAGGUAUCAGUGAGGCUGCCGGAUCUUCAAAACGCAAAAGGAACUGAAGGUUCUUUUCAUCAAACCAGGGGGAAAGUUACACACACAAUAAAUAUUUUUUUUAAUGAAUUACAAACGUUUAU